Molecule: messenger RNA, 3761 nt
Organism: Orbicella faveolata
Lineage: Eukaryota; Metazoa; Cnidaria; Anthozoa; Scleractinia; Merulinidae
Product: carbohydrate sulfotransferase 1-like
Biological process (GO): N-acetylglucosamine metabolic process; sulfur compound metabolic process
Molecular function (GO): N-acetylglucosamine 6-O-sulfotransferase activity
Source: RefSeq, a predicted model, not a curated record
UAAAGGCCUCUGAGAAGCCAAUCACGUUAAAAUCACUAAUUGAAACUUCUUCCUUUUAAAACUUUUUUAUAAAAUGCCCAAUUUGUAGUUCUUUGUACUUCCAAAGCUUACAGAGUGUCGUUACUACCCGCAUGAAGCCGGGUUGAUAGUCUGGUAACGAUUUACAUCUAGUCCCUCGGAAGUGAGCGGCUGUAGCUAUUCUUUGAAAUCGUAUCAGUCUUGUCCAGCUUUUCCAUCUUUUUUCCUUGUGAUUCAUUAUUAGCUUUCUGGAGCUUCUAUCGUAGCAGUAACCUGUUAUCUUGAGAUUUACGUAAAAUCUUCGACUAGAAGGUCAUACUGCGCAUGUAAAGAAUACCACUUAAGGUAUCUUAGCAACCAACAAAUGAUGGUCAACAUGCGUUUCCGAAAUGACACGAUCUAGCAAACCACCAUAGCGAAUUUAAGUGGCCGUUUUGAGUGUCAGCCCUUUGUUCGUCAAAGCAUAUAUUAGUGGAUUGUGAGUGUCGUGUAUAAGGAGAGCUGCGCUAUUCGGUGUUGGAAAGUGCAUGUAACGAAUUAAAAAUAAGUGAGUAGUGCUGAGUGAUUCCGAAGGGGAGUUCAGCAAAUGAUUUGCUGAAAUAAAAUUCGGCGACUUCAGCCAAAAUGAGGGUUUACUUUCCGACAUAGAUAAACAACACUCAGUUGUUCGCUUGGGGUGACAUCACUCAAACUAAACAUGUUUCCAAACUUUUUUUCUUUUCUUUCAAUGUCACUUGGAGUUAACUGACUUCCGAGCUUCUCAAAUGUUUUCGAGAUGGAGACCUAAAUUUAGAAUUGGGAUUUGAGCAAAAUAACGUGUCUUGAUUACUGGCUUGAAAUCACAAAGGAAUACUUUGUAUGAAUUGUGUCAAAGUGUUAAUUCUCCAUAGUAAUUGAUUCUUUUACACAACACUCGGUAAACAUAAUGGCCCAUUUUCAGCAUUUUAAUAUUGUUUCAGUGACAGCUUUCAAUGAAGUAAUAAGGUGGUUUAGUUCUAAAAGAGAAUUCCUCAUUUAUGUUAAUCUCAAGGCUUCGCACACUUCUGAGAAUAAUUUGAUUGACGUUUUUGCAAACAUUAGGCGCUAGUUGACUUGUUUUCCGAUAAAAUUUGAUUUCCCAAGACGGUUUUUCUUUGUUUUUUUUCUUCGUCUCUAAAUUGAUAUGUAUUUUUUUAUAUGUACAUUUAGUGUUUGACCAGGAAAAAAAUUAUGUCGGCAUGGAUUCCGUAACUUCCCAUCAAGAAUCUGGUAUAUUAGAUUUCUUUUUUCCCUCUGAGUUGGUGUAAAGAAUAAAAGCACAAUUACUUGAGAAUUUUUGGUUUCGUGGUGCAUGUGUUCUUCCAUCAGCUGUAGGAUUUACGUUGUUAGCAAACAUGUUGUUACUGAGUCGAUUGGGCCGAAAGCGGUUGUGCUGGCUUGGAUUUCGUGUGAUAUUGUUGAGUUCCAUUUUUCUGUCGAUCGGGGUUUUCGUCUCAAAUGUUGUGAUGAAUAAGCGUCCCAGCAUAAUCCAACAGAGUCAAGAUGCGUUCAAGUUAAGAGAAAAGCUGAAAGUAAAGGCUCCAAAAUUUUAUGAAGAAAACGAACGGCCGUUGACUACAGGAGGGGCUAACAAGAAGCGACUAAACCUGAUUAUUGUGGCGCAUGGACGGUCAGGAUCAACUUUUCUUGGUAAUAUUUUCAACCAUCACCCAUCAGUGUUUUAUCUGUUUGAACCUUACCAAACAGUAGAACGAAUCGUCAGAGCCCAGGCACCUUUCAACCAACAUUACCAGGAAACGGCCUUUCGAUGGAUGCAAGGCGUUUUUCAAUGUGAUUUUGUAUCAGCCGCGCACGUGGAUGACUUACAAUCGUAUUAUCGAAAAAAGUACCCAGAAAACUACAACCCAAUGAAGAGUCUUGUGUUACUUUCCCCACCGUUCUGCCGCUACAACGCAACCGAUCCAAGAUGGACUUUGGACAGCUGUCCUCCACUCGAUCAGCAAACGAUGGAAGAAGAGUGUAAGAACAAGUACAGAAUAACGGUUGCUAAAGUGUUAAUAUCGAGGAUGCCUGAACAAAAUUUAAAGCAGUUGUUAUCUAUUUGCGAUACUUCGGAUCAAUUUGACUGUAAACUCCUUUUCUUAGUUCGUGAUCCGAGAGGUAUUAUCCCUUCUUCGAAAGCUGUCGGAUUUUACGGAGACAAAGAUGGAACCGCUUUGAAUGGAACAGAGCAGUUUAGCCAGAGUAUUUGCGGUUUGACAGAGGCCAAUUUGAAAAUCAUCCGAUCCUUGCGAUCUCCAGAGAAAUCGCAAUUUAUGUUACUGCGUUACGAAGAUUUAGCAGCGAAUCCUUUGAAAACUUUGCCAAGUUUGCUUAAGUUUGCUGGGCUUCCAAUGGACGAGAGUAUGUCAAACUGGCUGUACCUAGCAUCCCAUUUGCCUGAAACUGAAAGCGAACGAAAAGCCGCACGGUGGAGACAAGAUUCCCAGGAGGGAGCUGAAAGAUGGCGCUGGAAAGUCAAACCUGGAACCAUCGCUGUUAUUGAGCAGCAGUGCAAGCACGUGAUGAACAUACUGGGGUAUAAACCAGUGAAUGGAUCACGGAAAAUUCAAACCAAUCUUACAGUUAGCCUGUUAAAAGACAACUACGAGGCGUUGCAAUGGUUUAAUGACUAAUGUUUAAGUCGGCAAGCCCUAAGUUUAGCUUUAACUAAAACAUUUCAUUUGAAAAAGUGUACCUGAGAUUUGGAAGCAGUUUUCAACGAGGGUUAGUUGGGGGUGCAUCUUUUGGAAGCUCGUGGUAAUCGCAACGCAAAGUAACCUGUACUAUUAAACUAAACAGUUGCUUCCAUGUAGCUGAGAAAAAUUCAAAUUUAUACAGCUAAACCAGAUUCCUAACCUCACCCUCCCUGUUCUAACUACUUUGUUGUUACACGUGUUAAAUAUUCCCUUCACAACACCUCUGAUUACCUUAGGGGCUGUUUCACGGCUAUGACGAUGCACUGUUUAAAUAUAUUGUUUACGAAAAAAUCGAAAAUCAGCUGCUGACUCUUGAGGGAAAUUUUAUAUUAAGAAAUGUUACAGUCGGUCGUGAAAAAUCGGCGAUAGAGGUGAAAUUUUGCCAUUUGCAUGCUGAAGACUGAAUUCGACAGUUUCUCAGUUAAUCUGUCAAGAGCUUCUAUUCCGUUAAAUUUGGGCAUCAGUCAUUCUGCUUCCACAAAUGAAAGUCUGCGAUUCCUUGAUGCAUAUAACUUGCACAUGCGCCACAGCGUGAAACCGCUAUUACUACUCAUCACCGUUGAUUCAGAGAACGACCAAUAAGACUUAAAUACUCAGAAGUUAUUCGCCUGGUUUCCAAGGCUACUCACGUUGAGCUUGAACAAAUGAGACCAUUCUUCGGAGGCAGAAGAUGGAAUUAAACCUUUAAAUAAAACAGGUUAUUUGGCUAAAAUAUUACUUGUCACACCUCGCUUAAUUUUGGUCAAGUAACACAAAGUGCAAUUUAUGUCUGCAACAUAAAGUACCAGGCGUUAUAUCCGCCCCCCUAUCGGGUCCAGUCUUCGUUCCUCUCCCUCCCUCCCUCUCCCUUUCAUAAGCCAAGCGGUAAUCAAUUUCUUCCAAGUCUACUUACGAGUCAUUUAACAACAAUAAAAGAAUACAUUAGCUGUUAAGAGUACAAUGUGCGAAUCUUACACUUGCGCCAAGCAACACUGGUGUAAAAGCAAGAUGGAAUAAAAUUAACUUUAAGGUAAUUUAAAGUGCUGG